GGCCAGUCGGUGCUUGUGGUCGCCAUGAUUGUUCGAAUACAAGUCAAGCCCUGUCAAGUUGGUCAGCCUGACACAGCAAGCUCGGCUGUCACGAAAUUUUGGCUAAUGCUCAUCCAGUUCAGUGGGCACCAACACCUCCGACUUCGUUUAGUCCUUUCAAUCCUCAGCGGAAAACCAGUUCGUAUCGACAAAAUCCGAUCCGAUGACAAAAAUCCUGGCCUACGAGACUUCGAAAUAAGCCUCCUUCGUCUGUUAGAAAAAGUUACCAACGGAACAGUAAUCGAGAUAUCUGUUACUGGUACUGCCCUUCUCCUCAAGCCCGGUAUCAUAUCUGGCGGACCCAUAACUCAUGACUGCCCAUUGUCGCGCUCUGUGGGCUAUUUCCUCGAGCCCAUAGUCAUGCUCGCCCCCUUUUCGAAAAAGCCAUUCCAACUCACGCUCCGAGGAAUCACGACUGACGACCAGGAUCUUUCGGUCGAUCUAUUCAGAACUGUAACAUUGCCACAUCUUCUCCCUUUCGGAGUCUCGGAUGGACUCGAGCUGCGGAUCAACAAACGCGGCGCUCCACCGGCAGGAGGAGGAGAGGUCCAAUUCUUGUGUCCAGUUGUGAAACAGGUCAAGACACUCAACUUCGUCGAACCUGGUAAAAUCAACCGAAUACGUGGAAUUGCUCAUGCUGUCCGUGUUAGUCCCCAGUUCUCCAAUCGCAUGAUUGAAGCCUCUCGGUCUAUCCUCAAUCGCUACAUCCCCGACAUAUACCUUUACUCUGAUGUUUACAAGGGCGAGGAAAGCGGCAAGUCCCCUGGGUACGCAUUGAGUUUGCUCGCUGAGUCGACUACAUCUGUUCUAUACUGCGCCGAAGCAACAUCCCAACCCGGGGUCGCGCCAGAAGAUAUUGCGUUGCAAGCCACACGAGCCCUUCUCGCUGAGAUAGAGCGAGGAGGAUGCGUAGACCGCCAACACCAGACUCUAGUGCUACUCAUGAUGGUCCUUGGAAGUGAGGAUGUAGGGCGGUGCCGCAUGGGCGCACCAACCUCGCGAACAAUUCAAUUCCUGCGCGAUGUCCGGACCUUCUUUGGGACUUCUUUCAAAAUUGUAGCUGCAGAUGCCUCAGACAAGGAGUCUUCUCAACUCUUAUAUUCUUGUUAUGGUACAGGCUACGUUAACGCUAAUAGGACGCUUGCUUGA
Mycena indigotica is the source of this 1188-nucleotide messenger RNA. Its product is annotated as 18S rRNA biogenesis protein. The transcript has 8 exons. NCBI's taxonomy places the organism in Eukaryota, Fungi, Basidiomycota, Agaricomycetes, Agaricales, Mycenaceae. Gene Ontology annotation, cellular component: nucleolus. Gene Ontology annotation, molecular function: RNA endonuclease activity. The record is from RefSeq and is a predicted model, not a curated record. Gene Ontology annotation, biological process: ribosome biogenesis; endonucleolytic cleavage of tricistronic rRNA transcript (SSU-rRNA, 5.8S rRNA, LSU-rRNA). Bases 25 to 1188 code for a protein of 387 amino acids.